AUGGGCGGUUUCCAGCAGCCCGGCAAAGUGGAAAUCCCCAGAGACGGUCGUAUUGACCCCACCCGGGUAUUCCUGAAUAUCCCGUCGACGGAUCAGCUGCGUGAAAACCUGCUGUACUACAGCUCGGGCACGCACGUUGCUGGAAUCAACAGCACUCAGGCCGCGUACACCCGUGACUACUUUGAGCAGCAAGGCAUCGAAUCCAAGAUCGUCGAGUACUUCCCAUGGCUGAACUACCCUGUCGACCAGCAAGUCACGUUGUUCAACGAGACAACGCAGGGGAUCGUAUUCGAAGCCGGGCUCAAGGAGAACGUGGUCCCGGGCGAUCCCCUUUCAGAGGAUCCCAACAAUCUACCGGCGUUCCAUGGCUACUCGGCCGACGGCAACGUCACUGGGCAGCUAGUGUACGCCAACUAUGGCAGACUGGAGGACUUUAAGGCGCUUAAGGAUGCGGGAAUCAGCGUUGUCGACAGGAUUGUGCUGGUUCGCUACGGCUACAUAUUCCGCGGCGUGAAGGUCCACAUUGCUGAGCUCAACGGCGCCAAGGGUGUGCUUAUAUAUUCGGACCCUGCUGACGACGGGUAUUCCAAGGGCAAGGUCUAUCCAGCAGGGCCAUGGCGCCCCGAGUCUUCCAUUCAGCGUGGCUCAGUGAUGCGGCUUCAAGUGUACCCUGGCGACCCGCUGACUCCAGGGUACGCAGCAACCAAGGAUGCGCCACGCAUUGACCCUAAAGACGCAAAAAACCUUAACCACAUCCCGUCGCUGCCGCUGUCCUACCGCGACGCCGAGCCACUGCUUUGCGCGCUGCAGGGCCAUGGCAGGAACGCGUCGGAGGUGGACAGCGGCUGGAUCGGUGGGCUGACGUCAAAGGGCGUCGAGUACUGGACUGGCCCCAGCAAGCUCAGUGUCAACCUGCUCAACAAGAUUGAGUAUAAAACUAGGGCAAUUCAGAACGUCAUUGGGCGCAUCAAGGGCAGCGAGAACUCCGAGCACACAGUCAUCGUCGGCAACCACCGCGACGCGUGGUGUUCCGGUGCGUCUGAUCCCUCCUCCGGGUCGGCUGCGCUGUUGGAGCUGGCGCGCGCCUUGGGUGAACUGAUGAAGCUUGGCUGGCGCCCUCGCCGCACGAUUAUUCUUGCUUCGUGGGACGCCGAGGAGUACGGCUUGGUCGGGUCGACAGAGUGGGUUGAGGAUAAUAUCGACUGGGUGCGCACCAAUGCCGUUGCGUACAUCAAUGUCGACAGUGCUGUGGGCGGCGGCGACUUCAAGACCGAAGCAUCGCCUGCAUUUGAACAGCUUUUGUACGACGUGACCAAACAAGUGCCAUACCCGCACUCAAACGGGUCCGUCUACGACGCCUGGCUGCAGCAGUCCUUGGCCAGUGCAGAGCUCACAAACCAGGCUGCUGACGACUACACAGACAUGGCCGACGUGGCCGACGCACUCAAGUCGCCGACCCCGCUCAUACGCCCGCUGGGAUCAGGCAGCGACUACACCGCUUUUAUGGCGCAUGCCGGAGUGUCCUCUCUGUCCAUGGGCUUUAGCGGCAGAUCGGGCGCGUACCACUCGAACUAUGACAGCCCCAAGCGACUGACCACCUUCAUCGACCCCGACAUGCAACUGCACCAGGCGAUGGUGCGCGUGUGGGGGCUAGUGGCGAUCAAGUUAGCCGACGACCCUGUCAUCCGCCUUAGCCCGGUCAACUACGCCAAGACGCUGCGGCGCUACAUCAGGCAGCUCGAGGGCCACGUGGCACAAAAUGGCGCGAUUGCAGCUGCUUCCAAGAUCCACCAUCUGCGCGCGGCCCAACGCCAGCUCUUGAGCAGCGCCCGCGCAAUCGAGCGCGAAAAGGCGCAUCUGCGUGCGGUCUAUGGCGAGGACUGCCAAAUGGGCAGCCGCCGCCGCCACACAAGCUGCAUCAAGCUCCGCAGCUCCAUCAACGACCGCGCAUUCAGCCUGGAGCGCCACUUCACUGAGCCGGAGGGCAUCCCCAACCGCGAGUGGUUCAAGCACGUACUCGUGGCUCCUGGGCGCUGGGAGGGCUAUGGCGCGCAGGUGUUCCCUGCUCUCGCCGAGGCAGCUGAGGACGGCGACUGGAAGCGGUUCCAGCUGUAUUCCAAGCGCACUGUCGAGACGAUCUACGAGGCAGCGUGGUUUUUGCGCGAGGUCUAG
Molecule: messenger RNA, 2172 nt
Organism: Kickxella alabastrina
Lineage: Eukaryota; Fungi; Kickxellomycota; Kickxellomycetes; Kickxellales; Kickxellaceae
Exons: 2
Coding region: 1-2172 (723 amino acids)
Molecular function (GO): carboxypeptidase activity
Source: RefSeq, a predicted model, not a curated record